AUGGCGGGCGGGGAAAACCGGGGGUACGGGGAGCCGGUAUCAGUGGUGACCGUGCGGGUGCAGUACCUGGAGGACACCGACCCCUUCGCAUGUGCCAACUUCCCGGAGCCGCGCCGGGCCCCCACCUGCAGCCUGGACGGGGUGCUUCCCCUGGGCACGCAGAUACCUGCACUGCACCGCCUGCUGGGGGCGCCGCUCAAGCUAGAGGACUGUGCCCUGCAAGUAUCUCCCUCUGGAUACUACCUGGACCCAGAGCUGUCCCUGGAAGAACAGCGGGAGAUGCUGGAGGGCUUCUAUGAAGAGAUCAGCAAAGGGCGGAAGCCUACACUGAUUCUGCGGACCCAGCUCUCCGUGAGAGUCAAUGCCAUCUUGGAAAAGUUAUAUGGCUCCAGUGGCCCUGAGCUCCGUAGAUCCCUCUUCUCACUGAAGCAGAUCUUCCAGGAGGACAAGGACCUGGUGCCUGAGUUUGUGCACUCAGAGGGUCUCAGCUGCUUAAUCCAUGUGGGUGCUGCUGUGGACCACAACUACCAGAGCUACAUCCUCCGAGCACUAGGCCAGCUGAUGCUUUUUGUGGAUGGGAUGCUGGGGGUGGUGGCCCACAGUGAGACUGUGCAGUGGCUGUACACACUGUGUGCCAGCCUGUCCCGCUUGGUGGUGAAGACAGCCCUGAAGCUUCUGCUGGUGUUUGUGGAAUACUCUGAAAACAAUGCGCCACUGUUCAUCCAAGCUGUCAACUCUGUGGCCAGCGCCAACGGCUCUCUCCCAUGGGCCAAUCUAGUGUCCAUCCUGGAGGAGAAGAAUGGUGCUGACCCUGAGUUGUUGGUGUACACAGUCACCCUCAUCAACAAGACUCUGGCAGCACUCCCCGACCAGGACUCCUUCUACGACGUGACCGAUGCACUAGAGCAGCAAGGUAUGGAGGCUCUGGUCCAACGCCACUUGAGCACCGCGGGCACUGAUGUCGACCUGCGCACACAACUUGUGCUCUACGAGAACACCCUGCGGUUGGAGGAUGGAGACAUCGAGGAAGCUGCUGCUGGUGGGAGGCGGGAGCGCCGAAAGCCAUCUUCAGAGGAAGGCAAAAGGAGCCGCAGAUCUCUAGAAGGUGGGGGCUGCCCUGGGCGCCCCCUGGAACCUGGCUCCGCAGGCCCUGCCUCGCCAGCAGGCUCCACCUCCAGCCUCCGGGGCCCUGCCCUACCGAUGGUCUCCACCUCCUCCAGUGGCCCCGCCCCACUAACUGGCCCCGCCUCCAGCUCCGUGGAACCUUCCUCUGGCCUCCGUACCUCUGUGAACCUCUUUCCGACCAUGUCCGUGGGGCCCUCAGCUGACAGCUCCUGCGAGAGGAGCAUCUACAAACUUCACCAAACUGCUCCUGUUUGGGCCUCUGAGAGCCCACCUGUCCCCCAGUCCCCUACUGGGCAGGCCAGGCAGGAAGCCCGGUUCCUGGAGAAUGUGGCAGCAGCAGAAACAGAGAAACAGGCUGCGCUGGCCCAGGGCCGGGCAGAAACGUUGGCUGGGGCCAAGCCCGAUGAGACUGAUGGGCACCUAGACACCCAGGAACUGUGGGGCUCCCCAGAACCAUCCCCUGCACCCAGAACACCCCAAAGCCCUGCCCCCAAAGUUCUGCUCCGGGCCCAGCAGAGCCUUGAGCCAGAGCUCAAGGAACCACUGGCCCCACCAAGCCCCAAGGCUGAGCCUUGGGAGAUCCCUAUCCGUGUACCCAAGCUCUGCAUUGGAGACCUGGACUUCUCAGAUCUGGGGGAGGAUGAAGACCAGGACAUACUGAACAUGGAGUCUGUGGAGGCUGGGAAAGGGGUCCCACCCCCACCACCCCCACUGCCUCUGCUCACUGGCAGUCCACCUCCUCCACCCCCACCUCCCCCACCCAUGAAAGGCUCAUUCCCACUCCCUCCACCCCUGGCUGUCCCUCUUCCUCCCUCAGCACCUGAUGGCCUAGCUCUCCCCACCAAGAAGAAGACAGUAAAACUCUUCUGGCGGGAGCUGAAGCUGGCUGGGGGCCAUGGAGGCUCUAGGAGCCACUUUGGGCCCUCCCCCACCCUGUGGGCCUCACUGGAGCCUGUCUCAGUAGACACAGAUCGGCUGGAACACCUGUUUGAGUCCCGUGCUAAGGACGUGCUGCCUUCCAAGAAAGCUGGUGAGGGCCGUCGGACAAUGACCACAGUGCUGGACCCCAAGCGCAGCAACGCCAUCAACAUUGGCCUAACCACACUGCCACCUGUGCACGUCAUUAAGGCUGCCCUGCUCAACUUUGAUGAGUUUGCUGUCAGCAAGGAUGGCAUUGAGAAGCUACUGACCAUGAUGCCCACGGAAGAGGAGCGGCAGAAGAUCGAGGAGGCCCAGCUGGCCAAUCCUGACAUACCCCUGGGCCCAGCUGAGAAUUUCCUGAUGACUCUUGUCUCCAUUGGGGGCCUGGCUGCCCGCCUACAACUCUGGGCCUUCAAGCUGGACUACGACAGCAUGGAACGGGAAAUUGCAGAGCCGCUGUUUGACCUGAAAAUGGGCAUGGAACAGCUGGUGCAAAAUGUCACCUUCCGCUGUAUCCUGGCCACCCUGCUAGCUGUGGGCAACUUCCUCAACGGUUCCCAGAGCAGCGGCUUUGAACUGAGCUACCUGGAGAAGGUGUCAGAGGUGAAGGACACGGUGCGCCGGCAGUCACUGCUGCAUCAUCUUUGCUCCUUGGUGCUCCAGACCCAGCCUGAUUCCUCUGACCUCUACUCUGAAAUCCCUGCCCUGACACGUUGUGCCAAGGUGGACUUUGAGCAGCUGACUGAGAACCUGGGGCAGCUGGAGCACCGCAGCUGGGCAGCUGAGGAGAGUCUGCGGAGCUUGACUAAACAUGAGCUGACUCCAGCUCUGAGAGCCCGCCUUACCCACUUCCUGGCCCAGUGUGCCCGCCGAGUCGCCAUGCUGCGGGUAGUGCACCGCCGUAUCUGCAACAGGUUCCACGCCUUCCUGCUGUACCUGGGGUAUACAGCACAGGCGGCUCGGGAAGUGCGUGUCACGCGGUUCUGCCACACACUGCGGGAGUUUGCACUGGAGUAUCGCACCUGCCGGGAGCGCGUGUUGCAGCAGCAGCAGAAGCGGGCCACAUACCGUGAGCGCAACAAGACCCGGGGACGCAUGAUCACCGAGACAGAGAAGUUCUCAGGUGUGGCUGGGGAGGCCACCAGCAACCCAACUGUCCCGGUGGCUGUGGGCAGUGGGCCAGGCCCAGGUGAUGCUGAUAGUCAUGCCAGCAUGAAGAGUCUACUGACCACCAAGCGUGAGAACACCACACAUGGCCGCCGCAGCAGAGGCAUGGUCCAGAGCAGCUCCCCAGUCAUGCCCUCAGCCAUGGGGCCCUCCAUGGCACCCUCAGAAGAACCCCAGGGCUCCAGUUUAGCCAGUGACACUUCAGAUGAGAUCAUGGACCUGCUGGUACAAUCAGUGACCAAGAGCAGUCCUCGUGCCUUAGCUGCUCGGGAGCGCAAGCGUUCCCGUGGCAACCGCAAGUCUUUGAGAAGGACAUUGAAGAGUGGGCUUGGAGAAGACCUGGUGCAGGCACUGGGACUAAGCAAGGGUCCUGGCCUGGAAGUCUGAAGGUGCUGCCUCCAGGACACUUAUCUGGGCUCUGGCCUGCAGUGCAAGAGACUAUAGAGCGAAGAGGGCCCAGAGCAGAAUCUGGGUCUCUUCUAAACUCUUGGGCCACUCUGUAUUUGGUGGCUAGUGCCUUGAACAGUAUUAGCUAUGUGCGCGUCUGUGUGUGUGUGCAUGUGUGAGUUCCCCAAAUGCAUGUAGCCUAAUAAAGU
This is a messenger RNA of Manis pentadactyla (Chinese pangolin), 3809 nucleotides long. RefSeq names its product formin homology 2 domain containing 1 (gene FHOD1). Gene Ontology annotation, molecular function: actin filament binding. Gene Ontology annotation, cellular component: cytoskeleton; cytoplasm. The record is from RefSeq and is a predicted model, not a curated record. Lineage: Eukaryota; Metazoa; Chordata; Mammalia; Pholidota; Manidae. Gene Ontology annotation, biological process: actin filament network formation; cortical actin cytoskeleton organization. Bases 1 to 3600 code for a protein of 1199 amino acids. The transcript is spliced from 24 exons.